CGGCGCGUGCGCGGCGCGGGGCCCCGGGCCGGAUCUCUCGCGAGGAAGGACGCCAUUAUCGCAGCCGCCGCACAAAACACCACGAGAACUCGGCGCCCGCCUCACACGGAGUGCAUGCCUGGGCCAGCUCUGCCCUGGGGAGCUGCAGUGGUGCCUGAGGGGUUUUGCUGCAGGUUCUGAAUGAUGUCAGAGCAGGAUUUGGCUGAUGUGGUUCAGAUUGCUGUGGAGGACCUGACUCCUGAUAAUCCAGUUGUGCUGGAGAACCAUGAAGUGGCAGAUGAUGAUGUGGAGCCUGCCCUGAAACGUCAGAGGAUAGAAAUCAACUGCCAGGAUCCCUCUAUUAAGUCGUUCCUGUACUCCAUCAACCAGACCAUAUGCCUGAGGCUGGACAGCAUCGAGGCCAAGCUGCUGGCCCUGGAGGCCACCUGCAAGUCCCUGGAGGAGAAGCUGGACCUGGUCAUGAACAAGCAGCACAGCCCCAUCCAGGUGCCCAUGGUGGCCGGGUCCCCGCUGGGCGCCACCCAGACCUGCAAUAAAGUCCGAUGUGUUGUCCCUCAGACCACGGUGAUCCUCAACAACGACCGGCAGAACUCCAUCGUGGCCAAGAUGGUGGGGCAGGAGGAGCCUCUGAGCAGAGCAGCAGAUUCCCUGGAGAACAUCCUCAGCAACGCGGUGCCGGGCCGCCGGCAGAACACCAUCGUGGUGAAGGUGCCCGGGCAUGACGACAGCCACAACGAGGACGGCGAGAGCGGCUCCGAGGCCAGCGACUCGGUGUCCAACAGCGGCCAGGUGGGCAGCCAGAGCAUCGGCAACAACGUCACCCUCAUCACCCUCAACUCCGAAGAGGAUUACCCCAACGGGACGUGGCUGGGUGACGAGAACAACCCCGAGAUGCGCGUGCGCUGCCCCAUCACGCCCGCAGACAUGCUGCACAUCAGCACCAACUGCCGCACGGCCGAGAAGAUGGCGCUGACCCUGCUGGAUUACCUCUUCCACAGGGAGAUCCAGGCCAUCUCCAACCUCUCGGGCCAGGGCAAGCACGGCAAGAAGCAGCUGGAUCCUCUCAUGAUCUACGGGAUUCGCUGCCACCUGUUUUACAAGUUUGGCAUCACGGAGUCGGACUGGUACCGCAUCAAGCAGAGCAUCGACUCCAAGUGCAGGACAGCCUGGAGGAGGAAGCAGAGAGGGCAGAGCCUGGCUGUCAAAAGCUUCUCCAGGAGAACCCCCUCAUCCUCCUCCUACAGUGGCUCAGAGGGAUCCCAGAGCUCGGUGUCAGCCUCCAGUGAGCUGCAGCAGAACCAGCCCCAGGCCCUGCACUACGCCCUGGCCAACGCUCAGCAGGUCCAGAUCCACCAGAUCGGAGAGGAUGGACAAGUGCAAGUAGGCCAUCUCCACAUAGCCCAGGUGCCCCAGGGGGAGCAGGUGCAGAUCACGCAGGACAGCGAGGGGAACCUGCAGAUCCACCAGGUGCACGUGGGCCAGGACGGGCAGGUGCUGCAGGGGGCUCAGCUGAUCGCCGUGGCCUCGGCCGAGCCCGCGGCCGGCGGCGUGGACGGCUCCCCACUGCAGGGCAGCGACAUCCAGGUGCAGUACGUGCAGCUGACCCCUGUGACCGACCACGCUGCCUCCAGCCAGGGCACUGAUUCCCUUCAAUCAGCAAUCCAGCCAGAAAUGCAGAUAGAACACGGAGCCAUCCAAAUCCAGUGAGAGGAUUGAGGAACAUUGGGGAGCUGGCAGUGAACUGCAGCCAGAAAUGGAGUGGGAAGGGCUGGAAAAACCUCCCAGACCCCAGAACCUGCAGCCUUGCCCUGCUCCCCCACCCCUGGGAUAACUCCAGCAUCACUCAGAGGUGCAUCACGACACCAAUCCACGUCCUGGCCUUCAAAAUAACCCCGUGGGCUGCACUUCAAUCCACUCAGAGAGGACAAAACAAACCUUUCGUGGGGAGAGGAAGAGCUCUCCUGCAUCCAAACUGUGAGACUCCAUCCCUGGCCAUCCUGUUGGUCCCUCCUGUGCAAAUGGAAUGUCUGCAGAUGUUUGGGUAUUGCUGCCCUGCAGUACCUGCUUUGCCACCUAGGGAAAGUUCCAGAGCUCAGAUAUUUUUCACUGUUGGAACAGUCUUUUUUUUUUUUUUUUUUUUUAAUUUGCUAUGGUGUUUAUAACAAAAAAAAAAAAAAAGGAAAAUAUUUAAAAAAAGGAAAAAUCCCUUGACAGCAAGUCUUGGCCUUUUGCUGGUGUUUUCUGUUCAGUGUCAUGAAAACUGUAUUUGCAGAAGACUAACACUUUUGUUUGUACUGUUGCUUAACUACUUUUCUAGGGGAAAAUGCUUUAAAAUGCUGUAAUUACGCAUUUCUAAUGAAAAAUAAAUGUGUAUUUAUGAAUA
Agelaius phoeniceus (red-winged blackbird) is the source of this 2383-nucleotide messenger RNA. RefSeq names its product BTG3 associated nuclear protein (gene BANP). Gene Ontology annotation, molecular function: DNA binding. Gene Ontology annotation, biological process: protein localization to nucleus; negative regulation of protein catabolic process. Lineage: Eukaryota; Metazoa; Chordata; Aves; Passeriformes; Icteridae. The record is from RefSeq and is a predicted model, not a curated record.